Messenger RNA from Closterium sp. Naga37s-1, 3599 nucleotides. Lineage: Eukaryota; Viridiplantae; Streptophyta; Zygnematophyceae; Desmidiales; Closteriaceae. The record is from the annotation of a GenBank genome assembly.
AUGCUGCCAGGGAAGGACGUGUACUGGUGGGGAGCAGCGUCCGCGUCCCUCACCGACCUGCUACACGGCUUUCCCGUCUCGCCCAAACCCCUCCUCGGCACCUUCAACAGCCAGACAGUCGUGGUGCGCCUGGCGUCAAACGUGACGUGGAGCGACUUUAAGCUCCUCUCAGUGUGGUCGCGAACCACUGCCUCAGACUACGGCCACAUAGCCCUCGAGAUCAUCGAGCCUCCAGCCCCCCCGCCCGCCCCAUCCCCAGCGCCCUCCCCUUCCCCCGCACCCUCCCCCGCCCCCGCCUCCGCCUCCGCCCCGUCCCCCUCCCCCUCCGCCCUAGCCUCCUCCCCUGAGCCGUCCAAACCUGUUCUUCCCGGCCCAGAUACCCCCUCCCCUGGUACCGCCUUCCCUUCAGAACCCCCAUACGCACUCCCUCCGCAGCCCCCGCUGUUGCCGGCACCCCCGCCGCCUGUGAAGCCGAGGGUGAAGCAGGGGCAGAGGCAGCCAACGAUGUUUGACAACUGUAUGCAGCUGAGUCACCGGUAUAGGGUGCGGUGGACGCUGGACGAGGCGAGAGGGUUCGUUGACGUGGGGUUGGAAGCGGUUGUGGGGAGUGGGCCGCAUUACCUGGGGUUUGGCUGGACGGAUCCCGACAGUGUGACCAAGUUUAUGGGGUUUGCUGACGUGGUUAUCGCGGGAUUCGAUGAAGUGGUGAGUUGCAGGGGGGUUGGGAGGGGUGGGAGGGGGGGAAAGGGCGAGAGGGAAGGGAGUGGAGGUUUGGGUGUGGAAAGGGUGGGAGGUGGUGAGGUGGUGAGCUGGAGUAGGAGGAGAUGGUUGGAUGCGGUUGUGGGGAGUGGGCCGCAUUGUGUGGUUGGGGUGGGGUUUGGAUGGGCGGAUCCGGACAGUGUGACCAAGUUUAUGGGGUUUGCUGACGUGGUGAUUGCAGGGUUCGAUGAAGUCGCGAAACCGUUUGUGGAAGAUUACUAUAUCACAUCAUACGGGGAAUGCAAUCUGGAGAAAAAACCACCAGAGGGCGUGUGCCCCGACCAGCUUAUGGGCGGCGGCAACUCGUCUCUCGACAACGUGGAUCUUAUCUACGGCCACCGGGUGGACGGCAUCACCUUCGUCCGCUUCCGCCGCCCGCUCGUGAGCCCGGACAAAAGAUUUGAUCACGAUAUCGACGCAGAGGACGAGAUGAACGUAAUCUGGGCGCUGGGCUCCUUAAAGCCCAUCCCAUCCCCCUCCUCAUCCUCCUCCUCCUCCUCUUCCUCUUCCACCUCUAAUCCCUCGGUGGUAGGGGGAGUAGCAGGGGCAGCACGAGCCCCUCCCGCCCACCUCUUUCCGUCCUACCACGGAGUUCCCCAGGGGUCGUUUUUCGGGGUGGCGGUGUUGACUCUAAGCCUGGCAGUCGAUGACUGUCAGAGUGUGCUGAACCCUGCCGUUGGUGUGGGAAAUGCAGGCGGAGGGGGCGGAGGAGCAGGAGGAGGAGGAGCGGGAGGGGCUGGGGGAAGUGGGGAUGGGAACGGGGAUGAUAACGAUGAUGAUGAUGACGAUGGGGUGGGGGGGGUGGUGGGGAGCGGAUGGGGGAAAAUCGUCGUGGCCGAUAGAGGCACGCUCAUUACAGUCACAUCGGGCAAAAGCACGCACUACCCCAACCCGCCAGGCUCGACAAAAAGCUUCUAUGUGAACGGGCACGAGGCUCCGGAAAUUAAGGUGGAGCGGGGGGUUCCGGUGCAGUUUGCGAUACAAGCUGGGCACGAUUUGGGGGUGUAUAUCACAUCGGAUCCUGUGGGCGGGCGGUUUAACAAAUCGGAGAUUAUAUUUGCGGGCGGCGAGGAGGCGCAUGGCGUGCCGGCGGACCCGUACACCCUGCUGUGGAAGCCCACUAGCUCCACACCCGACCUGGUUUACUAUCAGUGCUAUUCGGAGCCCAAGAUGGGGUGGCGCAUACACGUGGUGGACGGCGGCCUAUCAGACAUGUACAACCACAGCUUCCAGCUAGCAGACGGGCUCGUCACCAUGUUCUGGACGCUCACCGCCUCAUCGAUCUCUGUUGCAGUCAGGGGCGAGCAUCCAUCCGGCUAUAUUGCCUUAGCCUUUGGGAGUGGCAUGGUGAACUCGUGGGCGUAUGUGGGGUGGGUGGAGGGCGGGGAGGGGCGGGUGGCCUCUUACUGGAUCGAUGGCAAGGAUGCCAGCAGCGUGCAUGCAGCCAGGGAGGCGCUUGAUAUGAGCAAGUGCAUGCAGGUGGAUGGGGUGCUGACGUUUGAGUUCAGCCGUCCGCUCAAGCCGCCCGAUUCGGACUGCGACGACAAGUGCAGUGUGAUCGACCCCUCAGAGCCCCUCAAGGUCAUCUGGGCGUACGGACCCUCCUGGACCUCAGGCAAGCUGUCCUACAUGAACAUGCACACGGUGUGGAGCACCACCGUCACCAUUCUGGACCUCGAGACAGGCGAGGGCACGGUGGAGCAUCUGCAGCCGGUGUUUGUGGUGCAUGGCUUCAUGAUGACCAUGGCUUGGGCUGUUCUCAUGCCCUUUGGGGUGCUGGCCGCGAGAUAUCUCAAGCACAACGACUGGCUCUCCAUCCACCAGUACACGCAGUACUCCGCCCUCGCCCUCAUGCUCCUCGGGCUGCUCUUCGCUGUCGGUGAACUGGGCGGCAUCGACCUCUCAUCCAAUCAUGCCAAGAUUGGAAUGGCAACAUUCGCCCUGGGCUGCUUCCAGCCAAUCAAUGCAUUCUUCCGCCCGCCCAAACCAUCGCCUGGAGAGAGGCCCCAGAUGAAACGGGUCAUCUGGCAGUGGGUACACAUAUUGAUCGGACGGGGGGCGCUGCUGGUAGGAGGGGCGGCGCUGCUAACAGGCAUAAUGGAGCUGGGGGAGACAGGGGGAGACGACUACACGGUGGACGGGUUCCUGUGGGCCAUGGUGGGGUGGUUCGCCACCAUCGCUGCCUUUGUUUGGUUUGUGGAGCGCACGAGAAAACAAGACCAUGCAACGCCACAGGAGCUAGCCAACAUGGUUCGGCACGACUGGAACGGGUCAUCACCAGCAUCACCGGACAUGCACGUGACCCAGCUAGACAGUGAGGACAGCGAAGACGACACGCGCACCCUCAUCCCCUCCACCCUCCGCUCCUCCUCCCACUCCUCCUCUUCCUCCUCCUCCGCCUCUGCUGCACCUGCCCGACAUGGGCAGUCUGGCUCUCCUGCCCGGGGUAAUUUGUCUGGUUCGCCUGCCCGACUGGGCGCUACUGCUUCUUCACCUGCCCGUAUGGGGAAUUCCGGGUCGCCUGCUCAUUCCCUGCCUGUGAUUCGGGAGGGUCGGGAGGGUAGGGCCGGCGGGCAUGGGGGAGGCUUGGGGAAUGGGAGAGGGUUUGUGGAGGAUCACGAUGGGGGAAUAGAGAUGGGGAUAAUGAAGGUCGCUGCUGCUGGUCCUGGGUUAGUUGUGCCAUCGGCAGGAGGGGAUUUGAGGAUUGGUUCGGAGGAGGUUCGGGAUAGGUUCGGGAUUGAGGAGGGAUGGAAGAGGGUGGAGCGUGCAGGUCUGGUUGCUCGUGUGCGUGCUGGGUUGGCUGCUGAUGUUGCGCAGAUGAAUUGCUCUCGUGAUGAUUG